AUGUUCGACGAUCUUUUAAAUCAAGAAAUUGAAAUAGAUGUCGAACUUCUUAACAAUCUUUGUAUUCAGGCUAGGAGUGGCAAUCAGAAAGCUAAUGAUAUUUUAUUACAAGUCAAAGAGAGACCAGAUUUAUACAGUAUUUUCGAUGAUGUGAUGUCAGCCGACGCAGAUGAAUAUACAAAAAUGCUUUUACUCCAGACAAUCAACAAUAUUAUCAAAUAUAAAUGGAAUCUUCUCCAAGAUCAAGAAAAAGAAAGUUUGACUAAUUCGAUUAUACAAUACAUUGAUGCAUAUGCAGCAGCAGAAGUCAGUCCAGGUAUCAAAUCGGCAAUGAACUUAGCAUUUGCUUCGCUUAUAAUUAUACAUCUUCCAGAUGAAACGUAUUUCACACCACUACUCAAUCUUACUACGACAGAGUUUCAUCUAUACAACAACCUACAGAUUCUUAUCAUAUUUUUCGAAGAAGUUUUCGAAGAUGAAAAAGUUUGGUUAACAUCUGUGCAAAGAAAUACGGGAAAGCUAUUUAUUCAAAGCCAUGCUCAACAGAUCUUUUCAUAUACACUCCAAUUAAUACAGAGUACAGGCGAAGAAUUGAUUCUUUCCAGAGUUUUUUCAAGUUAUAAAUAUUUUAUCAAUUUUAUUUCAUUAGAAACACUCGGUGAAGCAGAUUUCUUCAAUAUGAUAUGCCAAGGAUACUUACAAUCCCCUAAUUUCAUGCCUUUUAUCUUAGAUACAAUUGAUUCAAUUUUUGGAGUGGACGAACUCCCAGAAAUCCUUUUACAGCUUGUCCCUCAAGUAUUCUCCACAGUUACCGAGACAGUUAUGCAAGUUCUACCUCCAAACGACGACUUUGAAGUAAUUGAUCCUGAUUCCGGCAUCAAAAUCAUUGCAGAAGCCCUUAAACUCUUCCCCAGCAAGUAUCCCAGCAUUGUCGAAGUAGAAGAGCUUGCUCAGCCUAUCAGUUUGAUUGCGCAAUGGUUUUGUUCCGCGUUAAAUGUUGAUGACAUCGAAGUUUUUCGAACAUCUAAUGAUUACUGGAAUUCCGUGCUCCACAGGUACUCAGACAAGAAGAAUCCGAUGGUAGAAGGCUUCAAACAGAUCUACAAUGAAGUUUUACCGCACGUCAGUCGUCUUUUGAUGCAAAAAAUGCCUCGGCCUCCCGAAGUUUUGAUUGUUGUUGAUUCUAUGGGCGGAAUUACUCGAGAUACACAAAAGGAGACAUUAGAAGCAUCCUUGUUUCAAGUUGUUCGCCAGAACUUGGUCAUUAUUUCUCAUAUAGACAUAGAAGACACAAUUUUGGCUUUGACGGAAAUGAACAAUCAAAUUUCGUCAAAUUUUGACUCAACGAAAUUCAAUUCACUUUAUUGGUCAAUUGGAGCCAUUUCUGGAACGAUGAAGAAAGAAAAAGAGAGAGAUUUUAUAUCAACUAUUUUAUUACCUCUUAUUUCUCUUUGUGACAGCACGAGAGAUGAAAAUACUCGUGCAAUUAUUGCUGCAGGAAUUAUGUAUAUUUGUUCGCAAUAUCCAAGGUUUAUUACUUUGAACAUGGAGUUAUUCCAUAAGAUUAUUUUCAAGUUGUUUGAUUUCAUGGGACAAGAUGUUCCUGGUAUCAAAGAAAUGGCUGUUCAAACAUUCAACACCAUUGGAAAGAAAGCGAAAAUUUACUUUUGCAAUGACAAAGAACAAACUCCAUUUAUCUUUGAGAUUAUUGAUCAUAUCCAUGAUAUCAUGAAUCCUUUAGAAAACUUGAGUUUAAGAGCUUCUAUUUAUGAUACAAUUUCCAAUAUAGCCAACGGAGCAAAGAACCAAAACAUUGGAAUAAAUGUCAUUAAAAGAUUGACUGAUUCAUUAAAUGUCAAUCUUUCUGUUGGUUCGAGUUAUUUAGAUGGCGAUAAUGUAGAAAAUGUUCAAUUUUCUCUUGAUUGUCAUCGAUUUAUUGCAAUGAAUAAUCCUUUGUUGUAUGUUCCUACAUUAAAUAAUAUGUCAGGAAUAUUAAAUGGAAUUUAUUCAACAGCAACACAAACAGCAUUAAACUGCAUGAAAGAAACAGGAAAUAGAAUGUGGAUGACAAGUUUUAUUAGACUUAAAUCAUGUGUUUUACAGAUUUAUCUGCAAAUACUUCCUAUUUACAGUAAAUCUCCUGUUGACGUCAAAGACAUGAUCAGUUCGAUGCUGAUGAAUUUGUUGGAAAAUAUUGUUACUGAUUAUAUAAUGACACAUGAUGAAAUUGAGUAUUUGAUGGAAAAUGAUCAGACGCAAGAAGAAAAACAAAUGAGACCUGGAUUUAUUCUUAUGGAUUUAAGAGUCCCUGAAGUAUUAGAUAUAAUGAGUUUGGUUUGUACUGAUAUACAAGAUGCAUUAGGAAAUCAAGUUAUUGAUAUGUUUUGUAAAUUGGUUGAAGCAACUUAUCCAAUGCUUGGUCAAAGAAAUAACUAUAAUUCGUACCCACAAAUAAGACCGGCUUUGUUUAAGAUGAUUUCCCUUUUCGUGUCAACAGUUGACUUGGAAACUCUUAGUAAUUUCAUUGAUAUAUUGACAUUGAUUGAUAUUGUACAAAGAGGUGAAGAUCAUCCUGGUUAUGACUCUUCUGCACCUUCUUUCAAAGCAAUGUCAGAAAUUGUCACGAAAUAUCCGAAAUCUCAUGAUACUGUUGAAGUUUUCCAGUCGAUUUUCUUACACGCGUUCUCAACAUUGACUGAUGCAACUCAUAAAGUUGUUUUCGAAGAACAGGUUUCGACAUUGAGAUCAAUUAUCAUCAAUAUUUGCCAAAUUCCGGAUAUUUCGGCUGAAAUUUUGACUGCAUGGCUUGUAGAUGGAAAUGUCUUCCCGAACAUUGAUGUGUCUAUGACAUUGGAAGCUGUGCAACAGUUGAUGAGAGUUGUUGAAGAUCCUGCUGUUUUCAGAACAACAAUUAGAGAUAUUUUGGUUGAAAGUAAAGUUUUCACUGCAACUGAUCCUGAAUUAAGGUUACUUGAGGCAGAACAAUUGAAGGAAAUUGCAGAACAACAAGUUUCUCAUAUACCUGGAAUUGAAGGACCUGCAGCUGUUGAUGCAAAUCAAGUUGCAGAAUAA
Trichomonas vaginalis G3 is the source of this 3072-nucleotide messenger RNA. RefSeq names its product exportin 1/5 family. NCBI's taxonomy places the organism in Eukaryota, Parabasalia, Trichomonadida, Trichomonadidae. Gene Ontology annotation, molecular function: small GTPase binding; nuclear export signal receptor activity. The record is from RefSeq and is a predicted model, not a curated record. Gene Ontology annotation, cellular component: cytoplasm; nucleus. Gene Ontology annotation, biological process: ribosomal large subunit export from nucleus; protein export from nucleus; ribosomal small subunit export from nucleus. The transcript has a single exon. Bases 1 to 3072 code for a protein of 1023 amino acids.